Gracilinanus agilis (Agile Gracile Mouse Opossum) is the source of this 887-nucleotide messenger RNA. RefSeq names its product SPEG neighbor (gene SPEGNB). The record is from RefSeq and is a predicted model, not a curated record. NCBI's taxonomy places the organism in Eukaryota, Metazoa, Chordata, Mammalia, Didelphimorphia, Didelphidae. The transcript is spliced from 5 exons. Bases 92 to 802 code for a protein of 236 amino acids. Gene Ontology annotation, molecular function: protein binding.
CGCCACUCGGGUUUCCCCCACGGCUCAGCAGUGAUGGCUGAGCCAGCAUCCCUGGCGUCCUCGGGCUAAAUAAGGAUCCUGCUCGGGCUGGAUGUCCAAAGCAGCUCCCGCCAAGAAGCCGUCGGCCCCACCUCCAGGCUGUACCUUGGACAUCAAUGAUCCCCAGGUGCAGAAUGCGGCCAUCCGCAUCCAGGCCUCUUACAGGGGCCACAGGUCCCGGAAAGAGCUGAAGGAGAAGGGGCCACCCCGAGUACUACAGCCGCUGCAGGACGUUGUGCUGAUCGAGGGAAGCGCAGCGAAACUGUCCUGUCGGAUUUCGGCUUUUCCUGACCCUUUUAUCCGCUGGAGCAAAGAUGGCAAGGAGCUCCGAGAUGGGCCCAAGUACCGCUACGUCUUCGAGGACCCCGACGUGGUGGCCUUGGUGGUGCGCGAUGGAGAGCUGGCUGACCUGGGUCAGUACAGCAUCAACGUUACCAAUCCCUUUGGCGAGUGCUCAGACUCCGCGCGGAUACUCGUGGAAGUCCCAGCAAAGAUCAAGAAGGGACCAGACAAUGCCAAGGCACGCAAAGGAACCACAGUGACACUGACCGCAGAAAUCCUAGGCGAGCCACCUCCUGACGUAGGAUGGACCAAGGACGGGCAGGACAUUGAUGAGGAUGACAGGGUGUUCUACGAAAUCGGCAGCACUACCACUACGCUGACCAUCCGCCGGGCCACAGCUGAGGAUAGCGGCAAGUACGAGGUCUACGUGGAGAACAGCCUGGGGAUGGACCAGAGUUUCGCCCGCUUGGAUGUUGCCUGAGGGGAAUCUUUGGAUCUUUCAUCCUUGUUCUGGGUGUCGGGGCUGUUACUACGUCCCUUCUUCGGGUUGCAGAUAAUAAAGUUAU